AUAGGUGGCCCGCAGCUAUGUCUCUUAAUGAGAUAUGCUCAAAACAUUGAAUUGAUGUAAUAUCUUGCAGUAUCAGAAAAACCUUGAAUAUGAGUUUUUGAAGAUAGCGUGUUCGUUGAUGAGACAGCUGUAUUUUCAUCCACUGUACUGCUUUUAAAUAACGCAAUGCACCAUGGAAGUGGAUCACAGAAUGUGCAGCGUCAAGUUCAGAGAUCCAAGUCUGAAGCAGAUGACCAGCAGCAGAACCUGGCAACCCAGCAGCAGAACCUGGCAACCCAGCAGCAAGCAACAGUCAACCACCCUCAAUCCCCUGUGACCACCAUCACCUCUGCAGCCAGUCCCUCAGCCCCACAGUCCCCCAACUACCAGAUAAUCAUGAGCCGAAGCCCCGUCACUGGGCAGAACAUGAACAUCACCUUACAAAAUGUGGGUCAAAUGGUCACCGGCAACCAACAGAUCACUCUGACCCCUGUGCCCAUCCAGAACCCUGCCUCUCCUGGCUUUCAGCACACAACCCAACAGUGGAGGUUUGAACAUGCCACAUCUCCUUUAAUCCAGGUCACCUCACCCCUGCCCCAGCCCAUGCAACCCCAAAGCCCCACCCAGCAAAGCCCGGGCCCCCUCCAGGGCGUGCAACGGCCAGGGGCCCCAGGAACAGGUCUGGGCGUGUGCGGACAGAGUCCAACCAGAUUCGUCGACCCUGGCAUGUUGAUGAGACAAAUGAGUUUAGGGAGCCCGACUGUAAGUAGUCAUUUUGUUUACCAAGAUGGCACAGGGCUGACCCAGAUUACACCCGGCACUCCCGGCCAGGCCCAGCUGGCCUCCCCCGGCAUCCCAGGCUCUGUGCGGGAGCGGAGGCUGUCCCAGCCUCACUCGCAGACCGGAGGCACCAUCCAUCACCUGGGGCCGCAGAGUCCGGUGGCCAGCGGCACGUCUCUGCCCACGCUGGGAAGCCCAGGACACAUCACCACAUCUAACCUACCUCCUCAGAUCAGCAGUAUCAUCCAGGGGCAGCUGGCGCGCCCCAUGAUAUACGAGAAGAUGGCCCAAGGUGGGGGUGCUGGGAUCGGAGCAGCCGCUAAUGCCACUUUCAGCAUGCCCUCCUCCAUUCCCCCGUCCAACCCGUCUCUCACCAACCCUUCCCAAGGCAUCCCCAACACCCCUCUCAGCCCUACCGGCAUGUCCAUGGGCUCCGUCAAGAAGCAAACGCCCAAAAAGCUGGAGGAAAUAGCCCCCUCGAGCCUCGAAGUGGCCCAGCUGAGGAAGCAAUGCCUGGAGCACCACGCGAAGAAGAUGGAGGGGCUGAAGGAGGUGUUCAAAGACUACCUGAUCGAGCUGUUCUUCCUUCAGCACCUCCAGGGGAACAUGAUGGACUUUUUGGCCUUCAAGAAGAAGCCUUCUGUGCCGCUCUUCACUUAUCUGAGGCAGAACGACUUGGACCUUGAGGAUGAGGAGGAAGAGGAGGAGCAGUCUGAGGUCAUUAACGAUGAGGUCAAGGUUGUCACCGGGAAGGAUGGACAGGCGGGAACGCCGGUCGCCAUAGCAACGCAGCUCCCACCCAACGUUUCGGCGGCGUUCUCCACCCAGCAGCAGUUGCAGGGUCACCCCGGAGGAGCUGCUGGUACCAUGACCAACCCAGGCGACAUGGAGGCUUUUAAGAGGCAGCAGGCCAUGGCACAAGCAGAUCAGGCUAAGAGGUCCCGGAUUGACGUUGGUCGCCAUGGGCUGAUUUUCCAGCAUCCUGGUGUAGCCAAUUUAGGAUCGCCUGGCGUUCCUCUCCAGCAGCUUAUGCCGACUGCGCAAGGUGGGAUGCCUCCGAACCCCCAGGCGGUCCAGAUCCCUGGCCAGAAGCAGACCCAGCAGCAGUACGACCCGUCCAAAGGGCCUCCGGUACAGAACGCCGCCAGCCUGCACACCCCUCCCCCCCAGCUGCCAGGCCGGAUGCCCCAGGGCAUUCUCCCCAUGGGGGGUCUGCCCCUGGCACUCUCCCAGCAGUCCCAGCUGGUGGAUAACCCCGGCCAGGCGGCCGCCCAGGUCAAGGUGCAGGGGGCGGUCGGCGCCCCCGUGAACCCCCACGCCCAGCUCCAGGCCCAGCUCCAGCAGCAGAUGCAGUCGGCCCUCCACCCUCAGAUGCAGGCUGGGCAGCUGCAGCAGGUCCAGCCCAUGAUGCAGACCGUGGCCCUAGCACGUCCCGUAGCAGACGCGCUUCAAGCCGGUCAGAGAAUGAUGAACAACUCCCUCUCCAUCGCCUCACUGUCCCCCUCCGCCCUGGGGGCCAGCAACUCCCUCCCGUCCCCCCACACGGCGGGCCCCCUGCGCCCCCCCGGCUCCAGCGUAAGCCCGGCCACGCAGUCCAAGCUGGCGGGGCCCAACGGCACGUCGGCGGUCAAACUGGGGGGCUUUGGCCAGGGCUCGGGCAUGCAGUCCUCACAGGAGAACUCCCAGGAUAAACAGGUGGAGCAGGCCAAACUGGAGUCCCAGGUGCAUCAGCGCAUCUCAGAGCUGAGGAAGGAGGGUCAGUGGUCGGCCAGCAGGCUGCCCAAACUCAUGGAGGCUUCGCGGCCCAAGUCCCACUGGGACUACCUGCUGGAGGAGAUGCGCUGGAUGGCUGCAGACUUCGCUCAGGAGAGGAGGUGGAAGGAGGCUGCUGCUAAAAAGCUGGUUCGUACUUGUGCCCGUUACCAUGACGAGCAGAAGAAGAUGGAGGAGAGGUCCAAGAAGGAGGAGGAGUCCCACCUUCGUCAGAUCGCCAGCAGCAUAGCCCGGGAGGUGGACUUCUUCUGGUCCAACAUUGAGCAGGUCGUCGAAAUCAAACUCCAGUUUGAGAUUUAUAACAAAAGACUGAAAACCCUGAGCCUGCAGAGAGCUUCAAGCAAGGGACAGGGUGCUCUGACGACAGUGGAGAAUGCAGAAAAAGAAAAAGAGCAGGAACCCAGCGUCUCAACCAGGAAGAGAAAAUCCAGCACGUCAUUGGUUGAAGAAGGACCGCUGGAUGAGGAGAGCACCAUAGCAGAGCAGGAGGCCAUGGAGGUGGAAGCCGACCAGAAGAAGGAGCUGGCAGAACUGGCUAAAGAUGCUGAGAUGCCCCUGGAUGCUCUGGUGAAGCAGUAUGCCGGGGCGUACGCCGACAGCUUUGACUGGCCUCAGCCCAGCCCUCGGAGUGAGGACGAGGACAAGGAGGAAUCUGAAGUGACGGAGACCCCUCUGGGAAGCCCCCACGAGGCCGUGCUGAUAGACUCGGUGCUCAGCGUGGACCAGCACAGUGCUGCAGACAAGCCCAGCUCGCCCGGUGCCGACGGGAAACCCAAGAGGGACAUAGCAGAGGUGGCGGCGGCCACCGACCUCAUCCUGCCCAAGGGCAGCGCCAGGACUACCUCAGCUGUCCGCUGCCAGGCUCCUGUCCUGCUGCAUGGCUCCCUGCGGGAGUACCAGCAGAUCGGAGUGGACUGGCUGGCUAGCCUUCACAAGAAGAACCUCAACGGUAUCCUGGCAGAUGAGACGGGCCUUGGCAAGACGGUUCAGACCGUGGCCUACAUGGCUCACUUGGCUGGGGAGGAGGGAAUCUGGGGACCCCACCUGGUGGUCGUGAGGACCUGCAAGAUCCUGAGCUGGGAGAUGGAGUUCAAACGCUGGUGUCCCGGUCUGAAGAUCCUCCUGUACCUGGGCAACCGACGGGAACGCCGAGCCAAGAGAACGGGUUGGGCGGAGGCCAACAGCUUCCACGUGUGCGUGACGUCCUACAAGCUGCUGCUGAAGGACCAGAGCCACUUCCUGCGGAGAAGGUGGAAGCACCUGGUCCUGGACGAGGUGCAGCUCAUCAAGAACAUGUCCGAGAAACACUGGGAGACCGUCUUCGCCCUCAAGAGCCAGCAGAGGAUCCUCCUCAUCAACACACCGCUGCAGAACACCCUGAAGGAGCUGUGGACCAUGAUCCACUUCCUGCUGCCUGGAAUCACACGGGCCUACUCCGAGUUCCCUGUGAAACCAGGCACCGACCAGAACCAGGACUACUGCCACAAACUGGUCAUCCGCCUGCACAGGAUGAUCCAGCCCUUCAUCCUGAGGCGCUCCAAGAGGGACGUGGAGAAGCAGCUGCCCAACAAGUACGAACACAUCCUGAAGUGUCGUCUGUCCGGCCGGCAGAAGAACAUGUACGAGGACAUCCUCAUCCAGCCAGGAGCCCAGGAGGCGUUGAAGACGGGCCACUUUGUGAGUGUCCUGCAGGUGUUGAUGCAGCUGCAGCGGGUGUGUAACCACCCUGACCUGGUGACCCCCAGGGAGACCAGCAGCUCCUACGUCUGCUCCGCUCUGCAGUAUCACACGCCCUCGCUGGUGCUGGGAGCCCUGCAGGACGACCCCUGGAAGACGGUGGACCUGUCCCUGUUUGACCUGAUUAGCAACGAGCGCCGUCUGACCCGCCACGAGGCGGAGAACGUGCUGCCCAAGCUGAAGGUGACCCGCCAGCUCAUCGAGGAGAUCCACAGCAGCCCUGACCCCCCGGCCAGGCCCAAGCCCUGCAAGAUCAAACCCAUGAGGUUGUUCCAGCCGGUGCAGUACGGCACCAAGCCAGAGGGCCGUCUGGUCCUCAUCACCAGCCCGUCUCCCACUCCUCCCACCGCCACCCCCACCAUCACGGCCCCUGCUGCGUCCACACAGCCGGCCCAGGCCAGGGGCAAGUCCCCCGUCACCACCACCACCACCAGCAGCUCCCAGGCGUCUGGAGGGGCUGUUCAGAAAGCCCACAGCAGCACUCCAGCCAUCACCACCUCUACAUCCCCUGCUGUAGCCCCCUUUGGGAGCCCCGCCGCUAGGCAGCAUGUGGUGGGGGCUGCCCCUGGGGCUCCGGCCCAGGUGGCGCUGGGCUCCGUGGCCCAGGUCCCCCUGCCCGGCUCGGCUCAGGGGCCCAGGCCGGCCUUAGCCCCCAGCCAGGCCCUCCAGCCCAGCCUGCUGCCCCAGAGGCUGGUUCUAACAUCCCAGGCCCAGGCACGGCUGCCUAGUGGAGAUGUGGUGAAGAUCGCCCAGCUGGCCUCCAUAGCGGGCAACCAGACCCGGGUGUCCCAGCCUGAGACCCCCGUCACCCUGCAGUUCCAGGGCAACAAGUUCACCCUGUCCCCCAGCCAGCUGCGUCAGCUGACCGCGGGCCAGCCCUUGCAGCUCCAAGGUACACUCGGCAACAUCCUGCAGAUCGUGUCGGCCCCCGGCCAGCAGAUCCUCCGGCCGCAGGGCUCCAUGGUGAUGCAGACCGUACCCCCGGCUGUGCCCAACUCCUCCUCCGCCCCCGGCACCCCUCCCCCCGCCCCCCCCUCGUCUCAGCCAGGUCCAGGGGUUAACUCCAACUCCACCACGACCAGCACUCCCGGUGGCAGCUCCAAGCCUGCUCCCGCUGCGGCAGGUCCGGCCGCCCCACAGGAGUCGUCGGAGGAGAGGAGCCGCCACGUGGAGGAGCGUCUCGCCCGUCUGUUCAGCGCAAACGAGCGGCGCUGUGGGAGGGGCGUCCUGUACGGGGCCGACCUGCUCCAGGCCUGCUGCGUGGCCCCGGGGGCCCCCCACUCGGCCCUCACCGCCGGGGGCUGGAGGUGGGUGGGCAGGGAGAGCUGCCACCGGGCCCAGAGGACCUGCGUCACCACCACCACCCACCUCCAGUCCGCUCUCCUCUCCACCUCUGAUCGCCUGGAGGCUGGGAGGAGCUUAGUCCAGAGGUUAUCCUGUGUGGUGCCGGCCGCUGUUGCUCCUCCCCCUCAAAUGUACGCGGCCAAUCCCCCGGCUCCUUACAGCUUGGAGCACAAGGCCCUGGUCCGCAGGCUUGUGGAGGCUGCCGCCCCCCACAGCUCUGAGAUCCACCAGCUGACCUGUGGCCCCCUCCUCCAGUUCCCAGACCUCCAGCUCAUGCAGAUGGACUCAGGUAAACUGGAGGCUCUGGCAAUUUUGCUUCAAAAGCUGAGGUCAGAGAAUCGGCGCGUGCUCAUCUUCACCCAGAUGGUGAAGAUGCUGGACAUCCUGGAGGACUUCCUGGACCACCGGCAGCUCACCUACGUCCGCGUGGACGAGAGCCUGACCCUGGAGGAACGCCAGGAGAACAUGAAAGCGUUUAACAGGAACCGCCAAGUGUUCUGCAGCAUCCUGACCAACCGCUGUUGCUCGGCGGUGGGCACCGUGUUUGACGCCGACACCAUCAUCUUCUACGACACGGACCUCAACCCCAGCAUGGACACCCGCACCCAGGAGUGGUGCGACAAGAUCGGGCGCUCCAAGGACGUGCACAUCUACAGACUGGAGAGCGGGAACUCCAUAGAGGAGAAGCUUCUGAAGAACGGCACCAAGGACCUGAUCAGAGAGGUGGCCGCCCAGGGCACCGACUACACCCUGGCCUUCCUCACACAGAUGACCAUUCAGGACCUGUUUGAGGUGGAGGCAGGCUCGGGGGAGAAGGUGGAGGAGUUUGUGGUGCUGCAUCAGGAGCCGUCCCCCUCCGAGGCCAUCUCCCCGCGCGUGGCCCGGCCCUACAUCCAGGCCCUCAGCAGCAUCAGCCUGGACGCCCCCCCUGCGGAGGAGCAGGGGGGCCAGGGGGGUCCGGAGGCCCCCGGGGAGGAGCUGGAGAAGGAGGCGUCUGUCAAAGACGAUCCCUCGCAGAUAGAGGAGCUCAAUGCUGUCAUGUGCCAGCUCACGCCCAUAGAGAAGUACGCCCUACAUUACCUGGAGUACCUCUACGUCGGUGACGAUGAAAGUCUUCUCAAGGAGCGCCUGGACUGGGUGAAGCGGGGCUGGGAGAUGAAGCACCUCAAGAAGCUCAAGUGUGAGGAGGAGGAGAGGCUGCUGGUGGAGGGAGAGGUGGACCUGUUCACCUACACCAGGGAGGAUGCCUACAACAUGGAGUACGUGUUCGACGCGGAGGAUGGCCAGACAGAGAUCAUGCCGCUCUGGACGCCGCCCACCCCGCCCCAGGACGACAAUGACAUCUACAUCGACUCGGUCAUCUGCCUGAUGUACGACUCGGCCCCCAUGCCCGAAUCCAAACUUCCUCCGGUCUACGUCCGCAAGGAGCACAAGAGGCUGAAGAUGGACCCGUCAGCAGGCAGGAAGAAGAAGAAGGGCCAUGGGGAGACGGUGGUGCCGCCGCGCUCCCUCUUCGAGAAGGCCAGCAUGCUCAAGGUCCGCCGCGAGGGCAAGGACCAGAAGAAGAACUUCUCCCUCAAGCAGCAGGCGCCCUUCGCCAAGCCCCUGCCCUCAUUGGUCAAGCCGGCCAUGGAGGCGGGCCAGGACAACCCGGAGUGGCUAAUCAGUGAGGACUGGGCCCUGCUACAGGCUGUCAAGCAGCUCCUGGAGCUCCCUCUGAACUUGACCAUCGUGUCUCCCGCCCACACGCCCAACUGGGACCUGGUCAGCGACGUGGUCAACUCCUGCAGCCGCAUCUACCGCUCGCCAAAGCAGUGCCGCAACCGCUACGAGAACGUCAUCAUCCCCCGGGAGGAGGGCAAGCUGGUGUACGAGGCCAACCCCAAGAAGAAGACUAAGAGCAUCUACAAGUCGAAGAACAGCCGUCCCCUGAGGACCUGUCAGAUCUACACCCAGGACGACAACGCCACCCACUUCCAGCUCUACAACAGCCGCUUUGAGCUCAUGAAGAUCAUCGCCAGCAAGAGGAGUCCUCCCAUCAAACCUCUUUUGGGAAUGAACCCCUUCCAGAAGAACCCCAAACACGCGUCCGUCCUUGCAGAAAGCGGGAUCAGCUACGACAAGCCCCUCCCUCCCAUCCAGGUGGCCUCGCAGAGAGCAGACAGGAUUGCCAAGGAGAAGAAGGCCCUAGCAGAGCAACAGAGGACCCAGCAGUUGGCCCAGCAGCAGCAGGCCGGAGCUCCCCAGGCGGCGGCCCAGGUCCAGGUGCAGGUCCAGGCCCCCAGCGUAGCCCUGGCCCCGGGGGUCCCACAGGCCCCCACCGUGGCUGGGGUGGCUGCUGUGCCCAACACGGCCGUCCUGGCGGGGGCGAUCAAGAACGCUCCUGUCGGCACGACCAUCCAAGGGGCCACCAUAGGGGGGAAUGUGAUUGUGAACACUGUUCCUGGAGUUUCUCCAAGUCCCUUCCAGGCCAACAAGCGUCUGGCAUCACCAGUCAUCCCAGGCGCUCUCUCUACCGCUGGAACACCCGGGGCCCAGGUUGUCCAAACCCAGCAGAGGGCCGCCCCCGCCGAGGUGGUCGCCAUAACGACAGGCCAGGGCAUCAGGGCGGUUACCCCGGCGACGGGCUCGGCGGUGGUGUCCACCACCCUGAGCCCUGUCCAGUCUCAGGCCCGCCCCCUGGUCACUCAGGUCACUCCAGCCCCAGGCAUGCACCUGGCCCAGGGGAAGCCCAUCACCCCGACCCACCUGCACAUGUUCCGCCAGCAGCACCAGAUCCAGCAGCAGCAGGCAGCCUCCCCCCAGAUCAAGGCUGUGGGGAAACCCCAGGAGCUGCUGAAGCUGCAGAAACAGAAGCUGCAGGUGGCGGCAGCCGUAGCAGGAGCUGGCCAGGUGGCCGGACAGGUCCAGCCUGCCCAGGCCAGCCCCCAGCUGGCCUCCGUGGCCACGUCCAGGCCCGGCACCGUGCUGACCGGAGCCACCGUGGCCAACCUGCAGGUGGCCAGACUGACGCGGGUGCCCACUCAGGGUCAGAUCCAGACGCAGGCAGCCCAGCCCGCCCAGGUGACCCUGACCAAGCCCCCUGUGGUGUCUGUCCCCGCCGUGGUCUCCACCGCUGGCGUCACCGUAGCUGGCAUCAGUGUGGCCAUCGGGCAGCCUAAAACAGGCGGGCCGGUGUUGACGCCCCCGUUCCCCCAGAUGCAGGUGCAGAAGGUGCAGCAGCUGCUGCAGAUGAAGCAGCAGGGAGCCCAGCAGCAGAAAGCAGCGCAGCCCCAGCAGGGCCCGGCCGCCGCCCAGCAGAAGAUGGGUCCCCAGCAGGUGACGGUGCAGGCGGCCUUGCCCGCCCUCCAGCAGCAGAAGGUCACCUACGCCACCACCACCCAGAUCCAGCCGGGCAUCAAGACCCAGUUCUUCACCACUCCCAUCGCCCAGGGCCAGAAGCCCACGGGAGCCCAGCAGCUCCAGGUGGCCAAACUCCCCCAGAUCGUGCAGCAGCAGCCCACCGUGGCCAACAUCCAGCAGAUCGUGUCCUCUCCACAGCAGCUCCAGACCCAGACGGUGGCCCUGACCCAGGCCUCCCCCUCGGCCCCGGCCCAGGUCCAGAUGUUCCCCGCGGGCGUCACCACCGCCCAGGUGAUCCAGCAGAAGCUGCUCCAGGCCGCCGCCGCCUCCUCCUCUCAGAUCCAGAGCCCUCCGGCCAACAGCCCGGCCCCCCAGGCCACGGCGCCCCCCGCUGCAGACGCCCCCCCUGCGCAGCAGCCCCCGCCCCCCGCCAAGGGCCAGGCUCGCUCCGGAGGAGCCCUCAGAGCCAAAACCCCAGCCAAGCCCAGUGGGGGCAGUAGCUAGGGAGGGGCAGUGCUGUUGGAGCCCCCCACCUUGUUGUCAGUGUAAAUAGACUCCCGGAGGCAGGGCGUGCCGUCGCUUGGGAGCCAGUGUGGCUGAGUUUGACCCACAGCACCAGAGGUCGGCCCGUGUACAGCUCUGCUUCUUUCACAGUGUCCUCUUCUUAGCUCACCUGCAGUGUCAGCAGAUCCCCCCCCCCCCCCCCUUGUUCGAAAGCUUCCCUCUGCACCAACGUGUCUGACUGCAAGAGCUGAUGAAGUACAAUUCAUAUCGUCAUCUUGAUGAAUAUAUUCCCUUUUGCCGGGGGCGUAUUGAUUUGGUGUGUAGCUAUUCUGGGGAUUGAGCUGUCCUAUAGAAUGAUGUUUAGUGUAUCCAUACUUUGUCCCCUGCCAACUCCCUCCCUCUCUCUCUCUCUCCCUCCCUCCCUCCCUCCCUCCCUCCCUCCCUCCCUCCCUCCCUCUCUCUCUCUCUCUCUCUCUCUCUCUCUCUCUCUCUCUCUCUCUCUCUCUCUCCCCCUCUCUCUCUCUCCCUCCCCCCAUUUGAUGUGAUUCUUCUUCUUCUCCUGGUUCUCCCUUAUGGUGUCUGUGACUUCCUUGUUGUUUCUAGACGUAGAGAAUAUCCCACUGGACCAUUCUUCUCAUGAUAGUGAUAGUGUAGUUGUGACUAGCUCCGCCAGUAGUACCGCUGUUGUCCACCAGAGGGGGCAGGGUCCCAAGCCCUCAGCUCAUCCUAGCUAACUGUCAUUUGUGAAUCUCUUACUCACAUCCAUCCAUCCAUGACCUGAAGUAUCAGUCAUGCUUUAUGUUCCUGACCCCCAGUCUGAUAACCUGUUGGGAGUGUCCAAAGGUAACUUAUAUUUGGCAUAAGGUUUUGCCAUUAAAACCCAAUCUUAAAUAGAGAUUGUCCGUGUUAUAAACCACCACACACAACACAGUUUAAAUAUAGUUUAAAUCAGUUGUUGUUUUUGUUGCCGUAAAAUAUUAAAUGGAAAUAAUAAUGCACGUUCCUUUAGUUAUCAUAGUUUUUUUUUUUUAUGUAACAAAUACACUGUAAACAUGUACUUUAGUAUCUUGUGUUUUCUCAUAAAUUUGUCAUUUUUUUUAUUGAUGUUGAAGAAAAAAAACCUGUAAAUAACAAUGGAAAAAGAAAACAUUUGUACUUGUAAAGUAGUUGUGUUUUCAUUGGAUUUUUUCAGCCUAAUUGUAAUAAAGUGUUUUGUUUUUAUA
Molecule: messenger RNA, 10682 nt
Organism: Osmerus eperlanus (European smelt)
Lineage: Eukaryota; Metazoa; Chordata; Actinopteri; Osmeriformes; Osmeridae
Gene: ep400
Product: E1A binding protein p400
Exons: 54
Coding region: 166-9459 (3097 amino acids)
Biological process (GO): DNA repair
Cellular component (GO): Swr1 complex; NuA4 histone acetyltransferase complex
Molecular function (GO): ATP binding; chromatin binding; ATP-dependent chromatin remodeler activity
Source: RefSeq, a predicted model, not a curated record